AUGUCAGGCUUUCAGAUUCCCGGCCUUGGUCAGGCCAAACCCAACGAAAGGUUACCGCCGCUUGCCGCCGAUGAGCAGAUGCAAGAUGCCAAUCCGCCGACACCGGACUUGCCCCCGCCGAACCCAGUGUCUGCUGAACCAACAACGGCGAGGGUAAUCGUGGGAACGGGGGACGGACUGGAGUCUACCGAGGGUGAAAAGGCGACCGAGGAUGCCGUCACGACAGAGGAUGCCAUGCUCGUCGACGGAACCGACAGCACUCCGUCAUUGACGCACGCCCUCGAGGCGGCCAUCGGCGGACUCGAUGAAGCGACGACGACGGCGGCACCGGCACAGGAACAAGAAGCGACGGAGCCGACGGCGUCGACGGAACUGCAAGCGGACGUGGGAGAAAACCCCGAGUGGGAGAUUGACUCGUCGCCGUAUGAGUCCUCGUCAGACUCGAGCAGCUCCGACUCGUCCGACUCCGACUCCGACAAUGAGGGCUACGAGCCACUCGGCAUCGAGGAGACGGUCCGGCUUCUGAUGCAGUCCGAGGGCGGGUCCGAUGACGAGGGUGACAAGGCAGGCCGGUCGGCGACGGCGACGCAGCUGCGGACGAAGAAUGAGAUUCUCGACGAGGUCAUCCCGAAACCCGACGUCAGCAUCACGGCCGAGAUGAAAAUCGAAGAGCUGGGCGUGGUGGAGUUCGUCGUGGAAAACACAAUGCUCGUCAAGGCCUUCACCCCCGGCGAGUACCAGGUGCUCGACACCGGUUCCGUCCUCUGCACCGCCGAGCGCACCGUCAUUGGUGCCGUGGCGGAAACGAUUGGCAAAGUCCUGCAGCCCAUGUACACGGUGCGCUUCAACACGGAAGACGAGAUCAAGGAGCUCGGCAUCGAAAUCGGCACAAAGGUCUUUUACCCGCCCGACCACGCCUCGUUCGUAUUCACCGAGCCGCUCAAGAACCUCAAAGGAUCCGACGCCAGCAACAUCCACGACGAAGAGGUCGGCGACGAUGACAUGGAGUUUUCCGACGACGAGAAGGAAGCCGAGCACAAGCGGUCGCUCAAGCAGAAGCGCAACCGGAACAAGGCUCCGGCCGACGGCGGCACGAGGGGCGCCAGGGGGCCCCAUCCGCUGCGGCAGGAGGCGGUGCCGGACGGCGACUUGAACUACGACGACGACGGGCCGUACAAGCCGCUGGCCCGGCCGCCCGGGUAUGGAAUCGGUGGCGCGUCCGGCGACUCGAUCGAACUUCCACCCCGCUCCGGCUCCCAACGCGGCGGCCGACGGGGCGACAGGGGCGAUAGGGGGAACAGGGGAGGUAGGGGAGGUAGGGGGAGCAGAGGAAGAGGCGACCUUCGAGGGGGCGCUCGCGGCGGACACGGCCAGCCGAGGGACGGUUACUCCCUUCCCCCUCAAGGAUAUCAGCAGCAAUACCCCCCACAGCCGCAGCAUCAACCUGCCGGCGGGAACUCGUGGGCGAACCCAUCCGGGCCCUCGCCCCCGGCGAUGCCAAACUUUGGCUUCCAGUUUCCUGGCUGGCCGCAGCAGGGACAAGGCAUGCCGGUUCCUCCGCCUCCUCCGCCUCCGAUGUGGCCUGCUCAGGGCGGACAGGCACAAGGCCAGCAGAGCGGCGGCACCUUUAUGGAUCCCGCUCUUUUGGCGGCGUUGAUGAGUCAAAUGCAGGCGCAAAGCGGUCAGCGGCCGUGGGGUGGGCAGCCCCCUCCGUCAUCCUGA
Molecule: messenger RNA, 1722 nt
Organism: Drechmeria coniospora
Lineage: Eukaryota; Fungi; Ascomycota; Sordariomycetes; Hypocreales; Ophiocordycipitaceae
Product: snoRNP assembly factor Naf1
Exons: 1
Coding region: 1-1722 (573 amino acids)
Biological process (GO): pseudouridine synthesis; box H/ACA snoRNP assembly; ribosome biogenesis
Cellular component (GO): sno(s)RNA-containing ribonucleoprotein complex
Molecular function (GO): RNA binding
Source: RefSeq, a predicted model, not a curated record